This is a messenger RNA of Parathielavia appendiculata, 1662 nucleotides long. RefSeq names its product multicopper oxidase. The record is from RefSeq and is a predicted model, not a curated record. Gene Ontology annotation, molecular function: ferroxidase activity; copper ion binding. Bases 1 to 1662 code for a protein of 553 amino acids. Gene Ontology annotation, cellular component: high-affinity iron permease complex. The transcript has 4 exons. NCBI's taxonomy places the organism in Eukaryota, Fungi, Ascomycota, Sordariomycetes, Sordariales, Chaetomiaceae. Gene Ontology annotation, biological process: reductive iron assimilation; cellular response to iron ion starvation.
AUGAUCCCUCCGUCGACUCUCCUGUUCUUCUUCUUGGCCCUGGCACUUGUAGCCAGUCCAGCAACUGUUACUUACGACUGGAAUGUGAUGUGGGUAUGGGCUGCCCCCGAUGGCUUUGGGCGACCGGUAAUCGGGAUCAAUGGGCAGUGGCCAUGCCCCCCCAUAGAAGCCACGGUUGGGGACACCGUCGUUAUCAAUCUUUUGAACCUGCUCGGCAACCAGACGACCGGCCUCCACUUCCACGGCAUCAACCAGGUCCAGACGGCGGACAUGGACGGCCCGAGCGGUACCACCCAGUGUUCCGUGCCUCCGGACAUGGGCCUCAAGUACCAGUUUACCGUUGACGAGGCUGGCACUUAUUGGUAUCACUCGCACGACAUGGGCCAGUACCCCGAUGGUUUGCGCGGACCCUUUAUUGUUCAUGACCCGGUCGACCCGUUCGAGGGCUCUUAUGACGAGGAGCACAUCUUGAGCAUUUCGGACUGGUAUCACAACGACAGUAUCACCUUGGUCAGAAACAUGCUCAACCCCUCUAACACUGACUUCCGGCCCCCCCUCCCGGAUAGUCUCAUUGUCAACGAAGGCCAGGGCUUCGAGCUCAAUGUCACCAAGGGCAAGACGUACCGCAUCCGCAUAAUCAACUAUGCCGCCUUUGCCGCUGCCAUGGUCCACUUCGAUUCGCACACCAUGGGCAUCAUCACGAACGACGCCGCUUACAUCAAGAAAGAAAAAGCUUACCAUCUGCGGAUCGGCCCUGCCCAGCGGCACGACAUCUUGAUCUCGGUGGGCGAUCGGGAUGCCGGGAACUACCCCUUUUUGGUCGCGCUCGACGUGAACCGCGACUGGACUAACUCCACCGAAACCAUGUCCUGGCCACUCAACUACACGGGACAUCUCGUGCUGGACCCCUCGCUGCCGCUCCCGGCCGCCCAAGUCGUGGACAGGUGGCUGCCGCCCGACGACGCCCUCUUCAAGCCUUACGAAGACAUCGCGGCCUACAGCCCGUACGACAAGCUGAUCACGCUGGACUUCCGCUUCUGUCUGGACCAAAACGGGUAUCCUCGCUCCUGCUUCAACAACCUGACUUACAUCACCCAAAAGGUCCCAACCCUCUACAGCGCGGCCACGACCAACGACUCCAACACAAACCCAAUCGUCUACGGCCAGGUCAACCCGUUCAUCAUCGAUUACGGCAUCACGGUCCAGAUCGUCAUCAACAACCUCGACAGCGCCAGCCACCCGUUCCACCUGCACGGGCACCAGUUCCAAGUCCUCUACCGCGGCGCCAGCGGGUCCGGGCCAUGGCGGGGCGACGACGGCCUGGACUACUCCGUCUUCCCGCCCUGGCGCGACGUCGUGACCGUCAUGCCCGACUCGUUCGCGGUGCUGCGCUUCCGCGCCCACAACCCGGGCGUCUGGCUGUUCCACUGCCACAUCGAGUGGCAUGUCGAGAUGGGUCUGACAGCGACCGUCAUCGAAGCGCCCGAUCGCCUGCGCGGCAUGACCUUCCCCGCCGACCACAUCGAGGCCUGCCGCCGCAUGGGCAUCCCCUACCGCGGCAACGCCGCCGGCAACACGCACAACUUCACGGAUACUACGGGCUUCCGCUUGGUGCCGCCUACCACGUACAACGGCGCGUUGUACUUGCCUGAUGAUACCUAA